Molecule: messenger RNA, 720 nt
Organism: Acipenser ruthenus (sterlet)
Lineage: Eukaryota; Metazoa; Chordata; Actinopteri; Acipenseriformes; Acipenseridae
Product: guanine nucleotide-binding protein G(t) subunit alpha-3-like
Biological process (GO): adenylate cyclase-modulating G protein-coupled receptor signaling pathway; sensory perception of sweet taste; detection of chemical stimulus involved in sensory perception of bitter taste
Cellular component (GO): photoreceptor outer segment; heterotrimeric G-protein complex; photoreceptor inner segment
Molecular function (GO): GTPase activity; G-protein beta/gamma-subunit complex binding; GTP binding
Source: RefSeq, a predicted model, not a curated record
AUGUCGCCUCCUGCUGUCAUGUACUUCAUCCACUCUACUUGCUUUGAAAGGGCCUCUGAAUAUCAACUAUGUGACUCUGUUUCAUAUUACUUCAAUGAUUUUGAGAGAGUCGCUGCCCCUGGGUAUCUUCCCAAUGAACAAGAUAUCCUUCAGUCGAGAGUGAAAACAACAGGAAUCAUAGAAACUCAAUUUUCUUUCAAGGACUUGAGCUUCAGGUAUUUUUGCACCAGAGGUUGUGAGACCCUUUAAAUCUAUAUUUUACUGGUUGGGCAGAGGACAGGGCGGAAGAAGUGGCUCCAUUGUUUUGAAGGAGUGACCUGUAUUGUCUUCUGUGCAGCCAUGAGUGCUGACAUGGUCCUAGUCGAAGAUGAAGAAGUGAACAGAAUGCAUGAGAGUCUUCACCUGUUUAAGAGUAUUUGCUUUGCUACCACCUCAAUUGUUCUCUUCCUUAAUAAGCAAGAUCUCUUUGAGGAUAAAGUGACCUAUGCCAGAAGUGACCAUCUGAGUAUAUGCUUUCCAGAAUAUGAAGGCCCAAACACAUUUCAACAUGCUGCCAACUACAUCAAGAAUCAAUAUCUAGAACUCGACAGGAAGAAAGAUGUGAAAGAAAUUUAUUCCCACAUCAACAGUGUUACAGACACUCAAAAUGUCAAGUUUGUGUUUGACGCUGUGACAGACAUCAUUAUCAUAGAAAACCUUAAAGACCGUGGCCUCUUCUGA